AUGGUUCUAUUCAUCCUUCAAUUUUCCCAACUCCGGUUUCUAGCAACGAUGGACCUUGGGCUAAAUGGAAUUUCUGGCAAGGUUCCUGGGUUCUUUGCAGAAUUCCCUUUCUUAAGAGACCUUACCCUCCGGGCUAAUGAUUUUGAAGGGCAAUUUCCCACAAAUAUCUUCCUGCUAAAAUAUCUGAAACAUCUUGACCUGUCCUAUAACCCCAGCCUUUAUGUGCAACUACCAGAUUUCCCACCAAGAAAUGGUUUGCAAUCACUAAAUCUACUGGAGACAAACAUUUUUGGUGGCAUACCAGAUUCUUUUGUCCAUCUCAACUCCUUGAAAUUCUUGGGCCUUAGCAACAUAGGAUCUCACAAGCAGCCCAUUACCUCCAUAGCUAACCUUACGUCCCUAAAUGGAUUGUGGCUCUCUGGAUCAGGAAUAGAGAAGCCAAUGCUCUCUUGGGUUGGAAGAUUUGAGAAUCUGAUUUACUUGUCGCUGCAUGACUAUAAUUUCUCUGGUCCAAUUCCUUGGUGGAUCAGAAAUUGUACAAACUUGAUGAGCUUAUGGCUCAGACAGUGCAGUUUAUCUGGGGCAAUACCCACGUGGAUUGGGAACUUGGCCAAGCUUUCAGAUUUGAACUUAUCAUACAAUCGGUUGAGUGGAAAUGUCCCAAAGGCUUUGUUCACUCUUCCGUCGUUGCAAGAACUACUACUAUCAUCAAAUGAACUUUGUGGAAGUUUAGAAGACAUUCCAAACCCAAUAUCUUCCUUACUGUACUCCAUCGAGCUAAGAGAUAACAACUUUGCAGGUCAUAUACCCAAAUCUUUCUUCGAUCUUACAAGACUUCAAGUUCUCUUGCUGGACUCGAAUUACUUUGAAGGCACAGUAGAACUUGGCAUUAUUUGGAAGCUGAAUGCACUAGAUUUUUUGAUGCUCUCCGAUAAUAUUCUAUCAGUCAUAGAUGUUGAAGAUGGUUAUCCAUUGCCUUACCUCCCUCACAUCAGAUAUCUAGGAUUAGCAUAUUGCAACCUUACAAUAAUUCCAGGCACAUUGAGGUAUACAAAUCAGUUGUCUUACUUGGACCUUUCAAAUAACAAAAUACAUGGAGUCAUACCAAGCUGGAUAUGGGUGAACUGGAAGGAAAGUAUGUUCGAACUAAAUCUCUCAAACAACAUGUUCACUAGCUUGGAAAACUCUCCAUCUCUUGUUCAAAUGGACAAUUUAAAAAUGCUUGAUCUUAGUUCCAACAAGCUGCAUGGCACCGUACCUAUACCAGUUACAACUACGUCGUCUAGUGCUUUGUUAGAUUGGUCAGACAACAGCUUCUCUUCUAUUAUACCUGACUUUGGUAGGUACCUUCCCAACAAUACCAUCCAUCUUGAUUUGUCUAGGAAUAAAUUAUAUGGUAACAUUCCAGGGUCUAUUUGUACCCAAAAGCAACUUAAGAUCCUGGACUUAUCAUACAACAACUUUAGCGGCAUGAUGCCAGCGUGUCUAAUAGAAGGUAGCAGUUUAGGUAUGUUGAAAUUGAGAGAUAAUCAUUUGCAUGGGAUACUACCUGAAAAUAUUGGAGAUGGAUGUAUGCUUCAGACAAUUGAUUUGAACAACAACCAAAUUGAAGGGAAGAUACCAAGAUCAUUAUGUAACUGCAGAAACUUAGAGGUCCUUGACAUUGGUAGCAAUCAAAUUCUUGAUACUUUUCCAUCUUGGUUGGGUGAGAUGUCUAAUCUACGAAUUCUCUUCUUGAGAUCAAAUCAAUUAUAUGGUUCAAUAGGAGGCCUUGCUGAAAGUGAUGCGAGUAGUAAGGACUUCUCGGCUUUGCAGAUUAUUGAUUUGGCCUCAAAUAACUUUUCUGGGAGCUUGAGUUCAAAAUGGUUUGACAUGCUACAAAGAAUGACAGAAAACUCUAGUGACAAGGGUAACGCUCUGGCCUUUGAUUCAAGAUUUCCUGGGGAGUACUACCAAGAGAGACUCACAUUCAAAGGGAUUGAUCUUACAUUUACCAAGAUCCUGACCACUUUCAAGAUGCUUGAUUUCUCAAACAACGCAUUUGAUGGUCCCAUCCCAGACUCAGUUGGGAAUCUUAUUGCUCUACAUGGCCUAAACAUGUCACAUAAUGCCUUCACUGUGUUAGAAGGGAUAGAGGGGGAUUGGUGGAAUUACAUUGUAACUCUAGCUCUGCUCAAACCUAAGGAUGUUGAAUGGAAACAAGCAAACUUAAACCAGGAACCAACAGUAGAGGAACCAGCCCAGGAACAAGCAAUAGAGGAACCAUAUAUGAUGAUAAGAGAAGGGAGAAAUUACUUGCAAAGCGAGGAUCCAGGAGCAGAUGAACCAGUCCAGGAACCAGCAGAGAUAGGGCUGGAUCUGGACAGCAGAACCAGUGAAGAGGGAGAGCUCCAGAGGAGUGGGCAGUUCUCUCUGGAGCGAAACUGA
This is a messenger RNA of Triticum aestivum (bread wheat), 2427 nucleotides long. Its product is annotated as receptor like protein 22. Lineage: Eukaryota; Viridiplantae; Streptophyta; Magnoliopsida; Poales; Poaceae. The transcript is spliced from 3 exons. Gene Ontology annotation, molecular function: protein binding. Bases 1 to 2427 code for a protein of 808 amino acids. The record is from RefSeq and is a predicted model, not a curated record.